Molecule: messenger RNA, 324 nt
Organism: Entamoeba dispar SAW760
Lineage: Eukaryota; Evosea; Mastigamoebida; Endamoebidae
Exons: 1
Coding region: 1-324 (107 amino acids)
Source: RefSeq, a predicted model, not a curated record
AUGCAAGUAAGUGUUGUUGAUCAAAUUAUUGAACCAUUCCAAUUAAUUACUGAACACAAGCAAAACCAAUUUAUCAACAACAAAAAUCUAACCUUCAAAAGAGUUACUGUUUUAUCCACUCAAAAUAAAACUGAUAAGUUACAACUUCCAAAAGAAGAAUAUUAUAAGCCAAAACAACAAAAUAUUAAACUACAACAAAUGACUGAAGAAUCAGUUAGUAAAAUCAAUAAACUGUUCUAUAUUCAAAAGAUUAAUAGAGUCAAAGAAUGGAUAUUAUCUAAACACCCCUCAGCCUUGUAUCCAGAACCAUAUUUAUUACAAUAA